AUGGAGGAUCAGCGCAGGCCGAGUCAUGCCGCGGGAUAUCCAGCCUCGGCCGACACCAAGCGCGGCGGCAACUUGGCUGCCGCCGACACCGAGGGCGGCAGGGCACUGGCUGCCGCAAGGCGUGCCCAGCGCCGUCUCGGCCUCAGGGAAAAGCCAGCGCGCACCAAGAGAAAUCCGGCCUCUGCCGACAGUAGAGGCCGCCGGUCCUUCGCCGCCGCCGACGAGAAGUUCGGACGUUCCGCGGGACAUUCGGCCACAGCCGACAUGGAGGGCCGCCGGCCCUUCGCCGCCGACGAGAAGUUCGGACGCGCCGCGGGAUAUCUAGGCUCUGUCGACACCGACGGCGCGCGCACCGAGGGAAAUCCGGCCUCUGCCGACGGUGGAGGCCGCCGGGCCUCGCCGCCGCCGACGAGAAGUUCGGACGUUCCGCGGGAUAUUCGGCCACAACCGACUUGGAGGGCCGCCGGCCCUUCGCCGCCGUCAAGCGGGACUAGCUCGGCCGUAGUCUCGAUCGGAAGCCAGCACUCGCCGCGAGCCAUCCAGUCCCGGCCGGCCAGCAGGGCCGAGAUCCCCGCCACAACUCCGGCCGCAGCCGGGCUGCUUGCCGAGGACCUAGCCAGCGCGCUGCGGCACCUCGACGAGGAGUUCGAGGCGGGCGAGAGGCUGGCUAACGAGCAGACGUGGUGUGCGCCGGUGCCGCGCGAGAGGCAGGUGAGGACGGUGCGGAAGUUCUACCGGGCGUUCCACGACGCUGGCACGCUGCCGAUCGCGACCUGCACGCUAUGCUACCGGAAGCGGGCCAAGGGGGAGCUGAGGGAGAUGGCGUGGGAGGGGUGGGAGGGGUGGUCGCGGAGCGGUGUUGCGGGGGGCGGGCGGUCCCCGUUCGGGUGCCAAGCCUGCUUCCCGGAGGGCAGGCCGGUGGCGGUCUGCGCAGAGUGCGCGCGAUGGGCCGGGCGUGAGGGGGCGUCGCCGGCCAUGCACCUCCAUGGGCGGCUCGGCUGCGAGCACGCGUACCCCGACGAGCUAAAGGACCUCACGCCGCUCGAGGAGAAGCUCAUCUCGCUCAACUCGUGCUACGGCUUCGUGACGAAGUAUAGCAUCCCCGGCGGCCAGAGGCAGAGCGUGAGGUACCCGAGGCACGUCAAGGGCCAUAUCACGGUGUUCCCGAACGACGUGCAGGGCCUGGCUGCCAAGGUGCUCCCGCACCCGCUGGUCCGGGUCAUGGACGAGAUCCACGUCUCGUGGCAGGGCGCUGAGAGGCCCGGGCCGCGGGACCUAUCAGGCCUGCUGUCGGAGAACAACCCGCUCUACGGCGAGGUCGAGAUCGACGCGGCGGAGAUAGCCAGCUGGGGGGCGCCGCCGCACGGGGUGCCGCCGGUGGUGUGCGAGCGGCUGGAGCGAAACGAGCCGUCGGCGCGGGAGAGGACGCAGACGGCGCAGGUGGUGCCGCCGUCGGAGCGGGCCAUGGACGACGGAGGCGCGGCCGAGAUCGAGGAGGUCCUCGCGAUGCUAAGGCAGGGCCAGGACCCCGCCGAGGGGAGCCGCGACGUCGGGCUCACGUGCGAGGACGACGACAGGGACGGCGCUAGGCCCGAAGAGGACGGGGACGUAAUCAAUGAGGUAACGUCUUCCGGCAUGUUCCCGUUAGAUGGGGCGCCAGAUGUGGCCGACGCCGAGAAGAUUCGCUUCGCCCGCGACGCGGUCGGGCCCGAGGGAGCGCGCGCCAGCCCGAGGACGUGGGUAGGGACGGCGGCCAGAGGGCGGCGGGCGACGGCGGCGACGGCGAGCCGUACAUACAGGUGCGACGCGGCGAGGAUUUCGCCGACUCGGCGGACGCCUCCUUCUGCAAAGGCCUUCCGACCCUGUUCCCUUGGCUUAGGCGGGCCGAGGCUCGCCGACGAGGACGCCGCGGGAGAGCGCGGGCCCAGCGUCGGGAACCAGGGCGCCCAGGCGGAGCGGGUUGCAGAGGGCCUUAUGUCGACGCGGAACAUGAAGCUCCAGGCAUGGGCCGACGUCGUGCUGCGGCGUCACGGCGGCCGGUUCGCGACGCACCCUAUCUUCGCCUUCCUUGUCUUUAACAUGGGCGUGCGGUCUAAGAACCGCCAGGCCAGCAUGCUAGGCGUAGCGAGGAAGAACUUCGCAAGGGUCGAGGGCCUACUAAAGUCGUUAACGGCGCAGAGGCUCGAGGCGGCCAGGCCGAGCUCGAGGCCACAGUAUGCGGAAGAAGAUACUAUCCUCAUCGUUAGGUACGGGGUGCCGGCUAUCUGGUUCACGCUGAACCCGAACGACAUUACGAACCUAGUAAAGUUACGGCUAGCGGCGCACCGCGGCCGCGACCCCGACGAGGCCGAGGCCUUCCUAAGUGACCUAGGGACCGCGUAUAAGCGGACGCGGCUGGCCAUAUCGGACCCGAUGAGCUCGGCCGUCUUCUUCCACCGGGAGAUGACGCUCUUCUUCGAGCACUACGUCAACGUCGGUGAGGAGUCGGUGUUCGGCCACGUCGGCGCAUACUACGGGGCGGUAGAGACCAACGAGCGAGGCGCCCUCCACAUCCACGGGCUCCUCUGGCUAAGGGGCAACGCGGGCAUUGGCGACGCGCUCGCCGGCCCGGACGCGGAGGAGCAGGCGGCGUACCGGGAGCGCAUCGUCCGCUACGUAGAUAGCGUCUUCUCUGAGGAGCUAGACGCAGAAGGUUACUGUGCCAUGCAGGCAGAGCGGUCGGCCACGGCGGACAUAUCGUCGCGGCUCGACGACGUCGCGCGCUUCACGGACACCUUCGACGAGGAGGCCAACUUCUGCGCGGGCGCGACGCAGAUCCAUACGCAUAGCGCGACCUGCGGGAAUAAGACGAGAACGUUCCUGCUUAAGGCGGCGAAUCGAGUCUUUACGGAGCGGCCGCUGUCGCAGGUCGAGGUGAUCGCGCACCUCCUAGGGUACCCGGCGGAGUUUAGCAGCGGCUCAGCGUGGGCGUAUAUAAACGCAAACCAGCUCUACUGGGCCGUCUUCCGCCGGUGGCGGCACCUCCGACGGGCGAGCGGCGCCGAGGCGACGGGCGACGCGCCGGACGAGACGGCGCUUAGGCGGCCGGGUUGCGGGGCGACUGUAUGCGUCGACGGAUACCUCAGCAAGGAGUUCAGCGAGGAAGACGACGAGUCGUGCCACCGGAGGGCGGCGGUGCAGCACCUGGCCCUAUUCGUGCCGUGGGAGUCCUUCCUCGGCGAGGAGGCAGGCGACAUUAACAACAUCUGGGCACGGGCGCGGAUGGCCGCCACGGCCGAGGAGGGCGGUAUGACGGCGCCGCAGGCCGACGACGAAGGCAGGGGGGCGGCCGAAGGGGGCGAGGAGGCAUACCGCGCCGGCGGGGCGGGCGACGCGGCUCGGCUCAUCGACGUCGUCCGAACGCCGCCAGCGCGGGACAAGUCACGGCGCAUCGGCGCUCGGGUCGGCGGCCGAGCUCGCGGCGACGGUGGUGGCGGACGAGAGGGCAGGCAGGCGGGUGAACCUACCGGGCUCGGCGCUGUCGGGGCGGCACUGCCGCGGCAAGAAGAGGUGCGGGCCAUCAAGUCGCAGCAGAGGAGCGCGGCGCGGGAGCGGGAGCGGGCGAUCCAGGGCAUCCAGGGCGGCGGGGCGGCGGCGGGCGUCGGGGCCGACCGCGGCGCGGCCCUUCGCGGGGUGAUGGGGGGCUUCGGCGAGGACGACAUCGACGUAACGGCGGCCGACGGCGACGCAGACGCAGGCACGGCGGCGGGGAUGCGCGAGCUGGCGGGCCAGCUCACGCUCAACGAGAAGCAGGCCAUCGCCCUCCUAAUCGUGUGCCGGCAACUCGACCGAAUCCGGCAGGGCGACGACGCAGGCGGCGACGGUGGUGGCCAGCUCUGCCUAUUCAUCGGCGGCGAGGGCGGCACCGGCAAGUCGCGCGUCAUCGAGGCGCUCGUCGAGCUGCUCGCCCGGAGGGACCUAUCGAGCCGGCUGCUGGUUACGGCGACGUCGGGGACGGCGGCAGCGCGGAUCAACGGCAUCACGCUGCACUCGGCCUGCGGCCUUACGGGCGAGCGCUUCGUCGACGGCCGGUCGCGGAUGGACUGGCAGGAGAAGGAGGUGCUGGUGAUCGACGAGGUCAGCAUGCUCGGGGCGCGGACGCUGCACGCCGCCAACGAGCAGCUCUGCCGGCUGCGGGGGUCGGCGCGGGACUUCGGCGGCAUCCCGGUAGUGAUCCUCUGCGGCGACUUCCACCAGUUCCGGCCGGUGCAGGAACGGUCGAUCCUGCUGCCGAGCGCGGCGGUGGCGUGGGACGAGGACGGGGCGUUCGCGGCCGAGCAGCGGCGGCAGCACGACAAGGCGCACGCGCUGUGGCGGCGCUUCACGACGGUCGUCAUGCUAGACGAGCAGAUGCGGGCCGCCGGCGACCCGGAGCUGCGGCGGCUGCUCGGGCGGAUCCGCCGGGGCGAGCAGGACCGGUCGGACCUAGAGCUGCUCAACUCGAGAUGCUACCGGCCGGGCAGGCGGAUCCCGUGGGAGACGGGCCUGACGGUGGUGACGCCGCUCAACCGGAACCGCUGGAACCUCAACCUAGAGGCGGCGCUCGCGUUCCGGGAGAGGCGGCGGACGGCGGCGCGCGUCUUCUCCGAGCAUAAGUGGAGGGACGGCGUGCCGACGGAAGAGGAGGCGGUGCUAAUGCUAGGCCAGGGCGACGACAGCGCGACCCCGGUGCCGGCCGUCUUCCUCUUCGUGCCAGGCAUGCCGGUCGUCGUGAACCAGAACACGCACCAGGGGCUAAGCAACGGGGCCGGCGUCAAGAUCACAGCGCAGCGGAAGCGGCCAUGGCAGCGCAACGACGUCAGCCGGAGGGGCCUGCCGUGCGCCGCGGCCUUCGCCUGCACCGACUAUAAGGUGCAGGGCGGGACGCUGGAGCGCGUGGCGCUGGAGCUGCGGGGGGCGAGGAUGACGACGGUCGAGGGGAGGGCGGUGCCGUCGUCGUGCGACCCGUAUAGCCUAUACGUGCAGCUGUCGCGGUGCCCGACGCUCGACGGCAUCAUGCUCGUAUCAGAGGUGCGGAGCGGGACCUAG
Messenger RNA from Hirsutella rhossiliensis, 5067 nucleotides. Its product is annotated as PIF1-like helicase domain-containing protein. The transcript is spliced from 14 exons. The coding region runs from base 1 to 5067 and encodes 1688 amino acids. NCBI's taxonomy places the organism in Eukaryota, Fungi, Ascomycota, Sordariomycetes, Hypocreales, Ophiocordycipitaceae. Gene Ontology annotation, biological process: DNA repair; telomere maintenance. Gene Ontology annotation, molecular function: DNA helicase activity. The record is from RefSeq and is a predicted model, not a curated record.